Canariomyces notabilis is the source of this 1095-nucleotide messenger RNA. RefSeq names its product Aldo/keto reductase. The annotation marks the transcript as partial. The transcript is spliced from 2 exons. Lineage: Eukaryota; Fungi; Ascomycota; Sordariomycetes; Sordariales; Chaetomiaceae. The record is from RefSeq and is a predicted model, not a curated record.
AGCUCGGGCAAGCUCUUCCGUGUCGGGACAGAAGAGCAAGGAAUGGUGCCGUCAUACUAAAAUAUGGAUGACAUUUGUAAUCAUUCCGUAUUCGAAGUGGCUUGUCCCUUGGUGUUUGUGUAAGUCUUAAAGCCCCGCAGUCCCGACUCCCGACAUUCCGUUCGCUUUUCCUUCCGUGCCUGCAAGCAGUUCUUCAGACCCUUCUCCAGACAUCGCCCGGAAACCACCAUCACCAUGUCGAACCAACCCAUUGUGCCGACGGCCUACGAGCCCAAGAACAUGAAGUUCCGCUACCUGGGCAAUACGGGGCUUCAGGUCUCCCUCUUUUCGCUUGGCGGCUGGCUCACAUACGGUGGUACGCAAAAGGGCGAGAUUGUCAAGAAGAUUCUCAAGACGGCCUGGGACCAUGGCAUUCAAACCUUCGACACGGCCGAGACGUACGCCAACGGCGCGUCUGAAGUUGAGAUGGGCCAAGCCCUCAAGGAGCUGGGCUGGCCACGCGACGAGUACGUCCUGACGACCAAGAUAUUCUUCGGCACUGGGCGCAAGGAGCCCAACACGCGCGGACUGAGCCGCAAGCACAUCGUCGAGGGCCUCAAGGCGUCACUCAAACGGCUGCAGACACCCUACGUCGACGUGGUAUUCGCGCACCGUCCCGACAAAGCCACGCCCAUGCUCGAGAUCGUCGAGGCCUUCACCCAAACCAUCCGCAACCUCAACCUGGCCUACUACUGGGGCACGUCCGAGUGGAGCGCGACGCAAAUCAUGGAAGCGAUCCAGCUCGCCGAGAAGCACAACCUGAUCCCCCCCGUGGUCGAGCAGCCGCAGUACAACGCGCUGCACCGCGAGCGCUUCGAGGUCGAGUACGAACCCCUGUUCAAGCAGUACGGUUACGGCACCACCAUCUGGUCGCCGCUGGCGAGUGGCAUUCUGACGGGCAAGUACAACGACGGGAUUCCCCAGGACUCGCGGUUCGCGACCAACAAGGAGUUUUUUGAGAAUACCGUCAAAGAGCUGCAGUCGGAGCAGGGCAAGGCCAAGUUGGAGAAGGUGCGCAAGCUGACGGCCAUUGCGGAGCGUUUGGGCGGCACCGCC